AGUGCCUGGGGGUAGGAGGAGGUGAGCAGGAGCGAGCUUUUCCUAUCAUGGGGGCAGGUGACUCUCCGUAAAGAACGGCCGCACUGUAAAGCGCUUAAAAGAAGAGGAAUAGCGGCUGAACGCCACCCCAGGCCCAAAAACUCUGCGUAGCGGGAUCGUGAAUUAUGGCUAAUGUGUGAGCAGUCACUAGCCCUCAACUGCAAACUAACAACUCAGAAGAACCUUCUCAUGACGCCGACUGGAAGAAGAAAAAGAUCCAUCAAUUUAUAAUCGCGAAGGAGCAGAGAGAGCUGGAUUUGUACUAAUCAUGGAGCCCGUAACGAAGUGGUCCCCUAUCCAAGUUGUUGAGUGGAUGAAAGGACUUGAUGAUUGCUUGCUGCAGUAUGUUACUAAUGUAGAGCGAGAGAAGAUAAAUGGUGAACAGCUACUUAAAUUCACUCAUCAGGAUCUUCAGGAACUUGGAAUUACGCAAAUUCAACAUCAAGAGCUUGUUCUUGAGGCAGUUGAUCUUCUUUGUGCCUUGAAUUAUGGUCUGGAAAUGGACAGCAUGAAAAAUACUGUGCUAAAACUGAGAUCAUCAUCUAACAAUCUUCAGAAUUAUAUUGGCAAUCAGAAGAAAAGUGCAUCUUAUGAUAGCAAUACAUCUCACAAGCCCCACAAUGAUUUUCUCACCUCUGCUGUAGAACUCAUUGGCUCUGCAAAAGCUUUAUUAACAUGUCUUGAAAGAGCUCCAUUUACAGAGAUCACUGACUUAUCUUCAACAAAGAAUAAAAUUAUUCAGCUCUGUCUGGAUUUAACAACAACAGUUCAGCAGGAAUUCUCUGUUGAAGAAGUGGAAAAUACAGUUCUAACUGUUUCCAAAGAACUAAAUGAUAUAUGUGACAAGACAAUCAGAUUGGCUUCAGACCCACUUGCAAGUCAUUGUGCCUGUUUGGAGGAAGUGCAUAUGACAAAUAUUAAACCUGGUGAAGGCCUGGGAAUGUAUAUCAAAUCCACAUACAAUGGGUUACAUGUCAUUACAGGAACUACUGAGAAUUCUGCAGCAGAUCGUUCUGGAAAGGUUCAUGCUGGUGAUGAAGUGAUUCAAGUUAAUUAUCAUACAGUGGUUGGCUGGCAAUUAAAGAAUCUUGUAGCCAGGCUGAGGGAUAAUUCAGGUGCAGUCACACUACUUCUGAAAAAGAGACCUACCAGCAGCUUGAAUUUUACUCCAGCGCCUUUAAAAAACCUGAGAUGGAGGCCUCAGCUUGUACAGACAAGUCACUCACCAACAGCUAUGCAGUCUCCAGAAAGCACUUCAAAUUCUUCUCUAAAAAAAGAAAAGCCGGCAAUUCUUGAUCUUUACAUACCACCACCACCAAGUGUUCCGUAUUUUCCACGUACUGAGGUUGGCAGCAGUGGAAGUAACAGAUGUGUAUAUCCUAUUCCUGGGUCAGAAGGUUCUGAGUCCCCAAACUCUUUUUUGGACCAUGAAAGCCGCAGAAGAUGGUUUACUAUUGCCAACUCUGACCAGCUUUUCUCUUCUCCAUUAGAAGUGAAGGUGCAGCCUGCAAAACUCAGAGACAAAACACCUUCAUAUGGUAAACCACGUCCCUUGUCAAUGCCUGCUGAACCGAGCUGGAUGGUACCACCUGAAACAUACUCCAGACACAGACUGGCAGGAAAGAAAGGUGAAGGGGUUCUUUCCAGGUAUUUCAGUAAUGAACAAAUAACACCUAUCACUGAAGAAAAUAUUUAUUCUUGCAGUAACUUAACAAAGCCGGCCAGCAGAAGGCUGGUAAGAGGAGCAGACUAUGUACGAGCUAGUCCAAGUCUUUUAAACAUGGACCUGCACAAUAGUUCCACAAUGCCUUACCAGGAAGAUGUUGAAAAAAAGCACAAUGCCUCUUCAUCUUCAAAGAAUUCUUCCACAGAGCCAUCAUUUCUGGUCAGCUGGUUUACAAAACUGAAACUCUUGCCUCGCUAAAUGUGUUCAGAUUGUUACACCACUUAGUGCCUUUAUACCCUAAAUUACAGUAUUAGGUGCAAAACUCAUCUAUGUGGAGACAUGCUACAUACGGUUUUCUUCAUUUGGCACCUCUUGGACAACACUUGCACACACUACAAGUUGAGCAAGCCAUGUUCAAAUCAAAAACUUUGUUUAUUUUCUCUGAAUUCUAGCCAGUGGGACUGAAUAUGCAUAUCAGAUAUUGAAUACUCUGUCCGCCAACGCGUGCAUACAUAUUUCUCUGUCAAAUAAAACCACAAGAAGCAAACGCACUCAGUAUUACAGAAAAUAACUUAUGGAAUGUUCUGACCAGAUGCAUCCGGCAAACACCAAGGAACUCAUGCAAAUAAAUAGAAAAAAAAUUGUUACAGUUCACUUCCUUGUUAUAUAAACACAGUACAGGUAUAUUGGGAAAAGGAUUGAUGUUUUACUUUCCUGUUGUAAUUCUCAUUGAAAUAUUCAAAUGCGGUUGUAUACUGUAGCUUCUUGCAGAGACAGGCUUUCUUCUUGAUGUAUGUGUUUUGCUAACAUUAGCCAAAUUAGUCCCACUGCAGUAACCAAUCACAACCAUUAUGUUUAGUUUGCUUGUAGUGCAGUAUACUGAUUAUAGCUGAUGACUGAUUGGCUGCUAUGGGUUAUUGCACUGGGUCAAAUUUGGCUAAUGCUAGUAAUUGAGCCCUGUGUGUUGAGAAGAUUUAGUUCAAUGGGCAGUACAGAAACAGAUUCAGAUGAUGUUUACAGGCAGUGAAUGUCACCAGUGGCUUUCUCUUGCAACUCUUUCAGACCACGCCUGCAGCUUAUUGGCCUGUGUAUGUAGCUUACUAAAAAUAGGCCAACAAUCGGACAAGUUUGAAAAUUACCUCCGGCAAGGAUCACAUCUGCACAUUCGUGCAGUCCUAACAGGCCCCAGUAUAUGAUCGCUAGAUUGGGUCCAUGUUUACUUAUGUGACAUCUUAGCCAAAGGAGCAGAUCUGGCAGUGUAUGGGCGAUUAAGACUAAAUAAAGCAGCAGCAGGAACAACCGUUUCUCAUAGUCUGGAUAAUAUCCAUUACAUUAAAUAAACCCAAUAGGAUUGUUUUGCUGUUGACAUGGAUUCAUGUAGCUUAGUUUAGUUUGGAUCAAGUACAAGGUAAUGUUUUAUUAUUACAGAUGAAAGGUAAAUACAUGUUUCCCUUGUACUUAAACAAACACAUACUUCACGCUAAGGGGCAGCCUUUCAAUUUGCAUUUAUACUGCAAUUGAAAAAAAACUUAGUGGCAAAAAUUGCAAAUUUGAGUUUCAAAACCUCAAAAAAAAAAUUAAAAAAAACCCUUAAAACCUAAAUAACCUAAACCUAAAUUUUGCACCAAAAUCUGGCAAGGGUUCAUGUAGACAUCAAUUGAGUUGUAUUCUCAAAUUUUAAGCUAUUUUUCAAUUUAAGUUUUCAAGAUUUUACUGCUUUCUAGUUGUUUUUUCACAUUUGUAAGUGAAUGAGUUUUUGAGUUUCAAUGUUUUUUUUUUUUUUAGCAAUGCAGUAAUAUAGAUAUAUCCAAAGUACAUUUCAUAACCUCUGUCUGCUGCCUGCAUAGAGAAAUGAUGGAUGACAAUUGCAACCACUUUCUCCCUCUGAACUGCCCCUGGGAAAAUUGUCAUCUAUUGGUAAUGGAAUUACUAAUAUUUAUUUAUGGUAGAUUUUUGAGUGUGACUUUAUUUAUUUCAAUUAUGUUUUAUUUAUGUGACACUUAAGAAUACAUGACAUCUGCAUUAUGUUGUCAGAUAUAUCUGUUGUAGUGCAAAAACGGAAAUCCUUAUAAGUAGCUUACAAUGCCUGCUUGCCAGCACUAAAUGGCACUUAGCUUUAAAAUGUUUGUGCUGGUUUGUUCUCUCUCAGCAUAUUUUACAGUAUCUCUGUACAGAAUAUCAACAAAUGUAAGUAUUUAUUCCAUGCAAUGCUAUGCCUGAUGAUUUGGAAGGCCAUUACCUUCUAAGAAUGUUGGCGGUUUAUUGCUGGCAACAAGGUUUUACUGGUGAUUUAGAAAUGUUCCACAAAAAUAGAGUACUUAAGAAGGUAGUAAACAUAGAAAUCUUCAGCAGGUAUUCUACACAAGGGGUUCAGAGUUCAAUAGAUACUUCUUCACUCAUGCCUUGUAUCUCGAUAUGUCACUGAACCACAGCUGACUUUGUGUUCACUUAAAACUGUAUUCCUGUUUUAACCAAGAAUCUGGAAUUUAGAGCUUUCAGUUGGCUGAUGGCCUAAGAUUUAAUAUGGCUAAGAAAGCAGUCCCUGGAAUAUGUUAUAAAUAUCCUGGUGAGGAGAAUGUUUCCACACUUCUGUUACAAAUAGAGAAAGUGUCACAGAUAGGUCUUGCUGCGAAUAUUGGUUGUCUUUCCAGCCUUUCCAGUUUUACUGGAGAAUUAGGGUAACUGAAUCAGAAAAAGCAAACAAUUUGUGAUUGGCCACAUUGAACUUUGAUAGAGAACUGACUGAGGGUUUGUGUAGAGUAUUGAUAAACUGAACAAAAACCUCACAUAUAGUAAUGGUAUAUUCUAGUUUUUUUGUCUUUUUCACUGCUUUUUAACAUAUCUUAUCUUGUGUUUUUGAACUAUUAAAAUAGAUCUUUGCAACACAUCAGCAGCAAUUCAGUUCAAUAUAUUUACUGUGUAACUUAUUGUAUUUCAUAUUCUGAACUGCAGAGUAGAUCUCUAAGAGAACAACAUCUAAAUGCUCAGAAUUUUUACUGAGAAUAGAAAAUGUUGACUAAAUACCAUUUGUGCCUUUACGGUGAAUCAGCAGCCAUUGCGGUCAUUGCAGAGUGUUCACAAUAAACUGGCUAGAGAAGCACUACAGAGAGUUUCUGCUUUGGCACAAAGUAUUGCAAAUUCACUACUGAUUGGAAAAAUGUAUAUUCAAUGAAUACAUUCCAUGUCAUUGCUCUCUCUUCCAGUAAAUAAAGGUUUAUAUGUUGAUUAUA
Xenopus tropicalis (tropical clawed frog) is the source of this 4935-nucleotide messenger RNA. RefSeq names its product CNKSR family member 3 (gene cnksr3). Gene Ontology annotation, cellular component: cytoplasm; membrane. Gene Ontology annotation, biological process: regulation of signal transduction. The record is from RefSeq and is marked provisional. NCBI's taxonomy places the organism in Eukaryota, Metazoa, Chordata, Amphibia, Anura, Pipidae.